CUAGCAGACGUGGCUUAACGUCUUCGUACCCUUUCAGUGGUGGAUCCAGUACGACGACGACCUCCUUCUUUGACCCGUUGGCGAGUGUGCACAUCAGAGUCAUGCUCUGCACCGUUGGCUCAGUUGCAUAUAUCUGACAUGCAUGUAGAACGGCCACCUUGGUGUCAAUGGCGCUCAUCUCGGCGCUCUUGAUAUUCUCCUUGACCUGGCCAUAGAACUUGGCAUACGCGACCAGCGUGUCCGGGUGAGAGGACAUGUACAUACGCAGGAAUCCAGAUUUCUCAGCGACGGGAUCAGCCAUGGAGCGAAAUAAAAACGGUAGCAAGUCAAGGCUGCUGGCGAAUCUUUACCAUGGUCUGACAAACUCCCAUACACGUGGUGGGAAGAACACAGCCGCCACGCACCCACCACACCAUGGAACACGACCAACCCAGCCGGCACCCAAGACAUGCUCGCAAAGCACCUCACGACUUCGGCCAACCGCAGCCCACCACAGGGGCGCAAAGGGAACUCGGAAGGAAGGGCGGAGGGACCGGAACAAGAGGGAAAGAGGAUCUUGAGGACCUGUACCUCCACUGCGUCUUAGUAGUUAGCUUACUUGUUGCGCACGUGCACACGACGCGUCUCAUUGUGUCUACCAUCGUUGACCGUCUCUCAUAUCGACAUCUUUACCACUUUACGUGGUUUACGAUGGCGCAAAGGAGGAAAUCGUCAAAAGGCGCGAUAAAACCUAGCACCAUGCAGAAAACUCUGUUCGACCUCUUUCCGAAGAAAUCUAAAGGGACGCAGGAAUAUACAUCCACUCAGGCUGAUACCUCGGAGCUCAGCAAUGAUAAAGAGGAUGUAAGCGUUGUUGAACAGUCAGCUAGCGAACUUGCUCAUUUGAACGAAGUGGAGUUCGUCUCUGCGCCUCCGAUAUCCUCUCCAAUCCCAUUGGACACUGAAGAUGCCAGUGCCGGCCUGCGUGAUACCGUGAUUGAGAACCAAUCCUCAUUGCCUCCCCCACCACAAUUUAUAGCUCACCCUUUAAAAUCACAACUAUCUUUCGGUGGUGGCUCUCAGCAGGACCCUAUUGUCAUCGAAUCAUGGUCUCCUGUGAAACUUCGGCUUGUACAACCGUACCCCAUAUUUGCGCGUCUUAAACGAGCGGCUACUCCAUACAGUCCCCGAAAAGCAGACACCAAACUCUUAGAUGUUCCCUACCCCAGCAGAGAGAUGCAGCAUAUUCGCGGACCUCAGACUACAUACCACGCAACAUCGUCUCAGAUCAUGCAAUUAUCACUCCAAGCACAACCCGUAACUAAAUCGGAAUCCAGAAUCUCGCUUGACAAAGCGUCUUAUCUAGCAGGACUUCCAGAGUCACAUAAAGACCACCCUGCUAUUUCUCGACGGUCAUCUAACUCGACGGUUAUCCAGCAGAAACAAAAACUCUGGACGGAUCAGUAUCGUCCAACUUGUGCUGAUGAAGUAUUGGGAAACGAGAAAAACGCCCGGUAUCUUCGCGAUUGGCUCCGCGCGCUCCAGCUAGAACUCAAAGAUCCCCCAGCUUCCAUCGAAUCUGCCCAGUCUAGUCCAGCCCAUUUCUCGCAAACAAAGUCCGCUACAACUAAACCGCCUCGCAUUCCGCGCCGAGUGUCAAAAAGGCGGCGCCGGAAGAAGCAAAGAAUUGACUCUGACAAAGAGGACAACUGGAUCGUUCAGUCCAGUGAAGACGAUUUCGUUUACCCUGCCAGCACAGACGAACAGAUGAACGGGCUCACGAGACUGAAGCGUAAAUCGCGCUACGAAGAUGAGUAUGUCCCCCCUUCAUCACCGCCACAAGCUCCCACCCAGCCACUAUUUAUGGAUUUGAUGAAUACGAUCAUCCUCACGGGUCCCUCGGGCAGUGGCAAGACUGCUGCCGUCUAUGCUUGCGCCGCAGAGAUGGGAUGGGAGGUCUUUGAAGUGUAUCCGGGCAUAGGGAAGCGGAAUGCAUCCAAUUUGGACAAUCUGGUAGGAGAAGUGGGCAAAAACCAUUUGGUUCAGAAGGCCCGCCGGGAAGAAGACCGAAAUGAGAAUGCACAUGGGAAUUUCACCGCAAUGCUUUGCGGAAGAAAGUCUGCACCCGAGCACACGUCGACGGAGCCGACUGAUGCACCGUCAAACAAACAAGUGAACCAGUCGCUGGUCCUUUUAGAAGAGGUCGACAUCUUAUUCAAGGAAGAUGUAAAUUUCUGGCCGGCUGUGACAAAUUUCAUCAAAGAUUGCAAAAGGCCUGUAAUUUGUACUUGUAACGAUAUUACCCUCCUCCCCCUUGAUGAUCUGCCGUUGCAACAGAUCUUACAUUUCCGACCAUGCGAGAGUAGCUUGGCGACUUCGUAUCUGCAAAGCAUGUGUGCCGCUGAAGGAUACUUUGUCGACCGGAAGUGUAUCACCCAGGUCUACGAGCCCUCACCGGAGCACUACGAUACCACUCCAGAUCUGCGACGAACCAUUCACACACUACAGCUAUGGUGCCCAGGAUAUGAUGUUGAUUCACAGUGGAUGCUUCAUCAUCAACCCUGCAGACACGAGGAAUCGGCAUCGUCAAGCGGAUUCUUUCUCUCUUUGGAUGAAUCACUAAGCCUGGAUGGGUUUGUGGCUCGACACGCCGAAUCGCUCUCAUUUUUGGACUCCCAUCUGAGAAGACGCGACGAGGACAUGCCGGAGGCCAUCGCAUUCAGCCAAGCGCAAGCGUCAGGGGAUGACGAAGUGGGACACACCAUUCUCUUUAGCACGCGAGACAGCAUAACCAGACAGGACUCUUAUGGGGAUGAUGAUCACGACAGGACGAUCAUGUCAACGGCCAUACGACUCUCGCGUGGUGGGAUUUUCGGCAGUAUGCGAAGUAGGAAUUUGAGUGCACAUGCCGGUUAUCGAGAUGUGAUCAAAACACUCGGGAGGAACGUGAUGGGAGCACAAGCACUGCGAGAGACGGUAUUUGACAUUGAUUACUUACCCUGGAUUCGACAGAUCGUUUUGGCGGACGACGAGGAAGAGAAAAAGGUGAAGACGGCAGAGAUAUGGGUUGGGAGGCGCACACGGAAUAGCCAGGGCCAGCUGUACGUACGUGCGAUAGAGGUCGACGAGGUGCAACGGGAGGCGCUGGAGCAGACAGCAUUGGGCGGGCCGGAGCCCACGUUGUCAAUGGGGGAAGGGAAUCAAUUGAAUAUGUACAGUCGGUACAACUGGUUCGUUGUUACCUUUCCUUCCUGGCUUGACGCAUAUUUCCAAGAAUACUGGGCGCAUUACCAUUCCGACACUUUACCGCAUACAUCACCCCAGCUUGGACACAAGUCUUCUUCGUCUCCGUCGAACAGGGAGCAAUCAAGUAGGCUUUCGCCUGUAGUCCCAUUGGCGCCUCUCGAAUACUUGCAAACCCAGCGCCGGGGCUCCAUUACGGAUCCGUCGCUGCAUGCCGCGCCUUCAAAACAAAAUCCGAGCUCGCAUUUCCUUCGGCAGCAGAGCGACUUGGCGAGCUCUUCGACAUUCAAAGGCGGUAUGUCCGAUCCACGUCCGGGCUCGCCUUUUGUGUUCGGAGAGGCGACGAGUCGGUCGGGAGACGGGAAUGCGCAAUUACGCAAGCUGUUGCGGUCGCCUUCACAAGAACAGGAUCGAGGGCCAGGACCGUCAGAGGGAGGUAGUAGUGCAAAGGGAAGUAGUACGCGACACCAGACAUCUGGCGGGGUGACAGAAGGAGCCGGUCAGACGAAGGAACGAGAUGAAAUGCAGAUGGACACGGGAGGGCGUGUUCGAGGGCUACCGCGAGAGGCAGUGCCGUUCGACUACUCGAUGCGACGACAUUCGAUUGCAGUGGGCCAAGAGUCGCCUGGACGACUGCAGGGCACGAAAAGGAAGAUGUCGAGCGAGCGAGCAGGGUUUUCUGGGCAAGACAUCGACCCACAACUGAUUGGGCCAGGCGUCGGGAACAAGAUGGAUGUGGACGAGGGACCGGCAUUCAAACGGCGGGGCUCGGCAGUGGAUACGGCACGGAUAGAGCAGCUGAGCCUGAACGAGCGGCGAAACUCAACCGAUGGGCGGGGCGGGCAAUGGCCAUGGGUCGACGGCAGACGCGAUUCCUCGUCGUUGGGUGGCGGCUACCCCUCGCCGGCAUCGGCUGUUUCCGGCACGGACGGCCGGCAUCACCCCCCCGCCUCCGGAAUUGCAUCUUUCGCGUGGCCACAUUCUGACCAGAGUUCAAUGCAGCACCAUUCCCUCGACCACGACCCCCACCGCCAGUUCGAUCCUAUGUCGAACAUUCCCAUCAUGCCACCCAUCAAUUUCCCUCCUGACAGGGCUCUCGAUAGGAGGAUGUCCGUUCCCGACAAUCUCAAUCCGUCGUCGUCGAAUCCUGCUGGCCCGACCAGGGUUCUGCGAUCCAGGUCGCGUCCUCCAUCGCGUCAAAUGCGCUCCCAAGAGGCCUCAGAAGAGCCCACCUCUGCUCCUUCUCCCCCUGGUUCCAGCAAGCUCUCCAAGGACGCUGGCGCAACCCCAUACUCCCGCUCUCCCGAGCUUCGUGUUUCCCACAAACUCGCAGAACGGAAGAGAAGAAAGGAGAUGAAGGAUCUUUUUGAUGAGCUGAGGGACCAGUUGCCAGCUGAUCGCGGCAUGAAGGCUAGCAAGUGGGAAAUUUUAAGCAAAGGCGUGUCGCAGCCCUUUUUCUCGCCCUUUAUUUCCACUGACGGCCCUUUAGCUAUCGAUUUCGUCGCUCAGCUCAAGCAAAGCCACCAAGAUAUGGCUCGCGAGAUCGACAUGCUCAGACACGAGCUCGAUGUCGCUCGUCAGGGCGGUGGUCUACCUCCCUUUCCCCCAGGGGGCGGUCCGCCAGGUCAUCCUGUCUACGGCCAACCCCCGCCAGGUGUCCCACCGUAUCCAUUACCUCCGCCAGGUGCUCUCCAGCAGCAUCCGCCACCGCCACCUCUUUCCCGACCGGCCUCCUCUCAGGGUGUCUUCCCUCCUGGCAACGGCCCCGCCGUUCCGCCUCAAAACGGAAAUGUCAAUAGACCAGAUGGUCCUACAUGA
This is a messenger RNA of Guyanagaster necrorhizus, 5040 nucleotides long. RefSeq lists its product as uncharacterized. Lineage: Eukaryota; Fungi; Basidiomycota; Agaricomycetes; Agaricales; Physalacriaceae. The coding region runs from base 415 to 5040 and encodes 1541 amino acids. The record is from RefSeq and is a predicted model, not a curated record. Gene Ontology annotation, cellular component: nucleus. The transcript is spliced from 10 exons. Gene Ontology annotation, molecular function: ATP hydrolysis activity; protein dimerization activity; DNA binding.